Ipomoea nil (Japanese morning glory) is the source of this 1126-nucleotide messenger RNA. Its product is annotated as E3 ubiquitin-protein ligase XBAT33-like. The record is from RefSeq and is a predicted model, not a curated record. The coding region runs from base 378 to 683 and encodes 101 amino acids. Gene Ontology annotation, molecular function: protein binding. Lineage: Eukaryota; Viridiplantae; Streptophyta; Magnoliopsida; Solanales; Convolvulaceae. The transcript is spliced from 4 exons.
UAAACCUCAAUUCUCUUAUGCGCCGUCAAGCCCUAAUCCUUCUGGUCUCACCCACCCACCCAACUUAGCCGAUGGACGCCGCCGCAGCAGCGACGCAUUCCUGCCGGAGCCAGUGAAAGCAACCUCUCUGCAAAUGACUGAAACCCCGAGCAGAAGAUCUCAGAAAACCCCCAAAUAGCUAAAGGCGCCGCCGCCGCCCAUCUCAGAUUCAUCGCCGUCGUGCCAUGUCCUCCCACCUACCCCUCAAACCCUAGACCCCUCACCUCGCUGCCGCUCUCUCCAACUGACCUCCACCUCUCAAAUCUCAACACCGUCUCCAGCGUCGACCUCUACCCGCAACUCCUCCGGCGGAAAGUCUCUCAAGUUCGCUUCUCAAAAUGAUUAGAAGACCCCACUUGGCCACUUCCAACCAAAGAGAGAGAGGGAUGAGGAGGAAGAUGGGGAACUCCUUCGGUUGUUCUGCAUCGGGAGAGAGAUUGGUUUCGGCCAAAGACGGCGACUAUGUAGAAGCCAAGAUGUUGCUAGAUUGGAAUCCAUGUUUGGCAAAGUACUCAACUUUCGGUGGUCUGAACUCUCCUCUUCAUUUUGCAGCCGCUAAGGGCCAUAAUGAGAUUGUGGCAUUGUUGCUUGAGAAUGGAGCUGAUGUGAAUUCCUGGAAUUACUGUGGGCAGUUCUUUUGGUAGGAGAUCAUCUCCAAUUCUGAUUUAAGAUUCUUGAAGUUGAUGGGCGUUUGAGAUGAACUGGAUUGUAUAUAGCCUCGGUAUGCAUUGUAGCCUUGUUUUCAUAUUAAUAGUACGUAAUAAUAUAGACUACUUCAAUAUUAUUGGUGAAGCUUGAAAUGACUGUCUUAGCAGCUCUCCUCGGGCUUCAAUUAGAAGCAUGGAUCAGAAGAUCAUUAUUUGGGAUCUACAACAUUCAUUGCCUUGAUGCACAUGUGAACAUGAGGUUUGUUCCAACUACUAUACAUGAGUUGAUGAUGAUGGAGAUGGUACUGAAGGAGCAGUAGGUGGUGCAUUUAAAAAGAACUUCUGUUAAUUUUACUCAAUUUUGUAGUUAUCCAAUUGUUUUGCUUUCAGAUUUUAUACUUGUGUGAUAUUCAUUUGAUGCAUGCAUUUUAUACUCGUUC